This is a messenger RNA of Melanotaenia boesemani (Boeseman's rainbowfish), 1676 nucleotides long. Its product is annotated as 5'-3' exonuclease PLD4. Bases 103 to 1554 code for a protein of 483 amino acids. The record is from RefSeq and is a predicted model, not a curated record. The transcript is spliced from 11 exons. NCBI's taxonomy places the organism in Eukaryota, Metazoa, Chordata, Actinopteri, Atheriniformes, Melanotaeniidae. Gene Ontology annotation, molecular function: catalytic activity.
AUAGUACUUCUGUCAGUUUUGGGAGUGGGCUGGAGUUGAGGCGAAGUCUUACCGAGAAAUAAAACUGGAUCUGUUGUUAAGCAAGCCGAAAGAAAAGGAAAGAUGACCUCCAUGUACAGCAGCCUUCAUGAUAAUUACGUGUCAAGCAAAGGGAGGUCGACCAGCUGUGUUGCAUUAGUCGUGGUUUUGGGCUGUCUGACCGUCCUGGGUAUUGUUCUUGCCAUCGCUGUGUUAGAGAGACCACCGCCUCCCAAAGAUCACGAGACUCUUCCAGGGGACGUGGGUGAACGUAACGUCUUCACUGACCAGUGCAGUAUGGCCCUCGUGGAAAGCAUUCCUCAGCAUUUAGAGUAUAAAUCCAAUGCAACGUUUGGGAUCCCACUGGACCAAGUCUGGAAAGACCUUAUCUCCAUGGCAACGGAGCAGGUUGAGGUCGCCUCUUUUUACUGGACACUAACAGGGGAAGACAUCAACAUUAAUUCUUCCUCGGACAUUUCUGGAAGGGACAUCCUGAAAGGACUUGAGGAGCUGCCCUCCAGGAAUGUCACCGUCCGUGUGGUGACCAGUGUUCCAACCGUCAGGACUAACUCCACUGAUUUAAACAUCUUAAAACAAAAAGGAGUUCAGGUGAGGAGGGUAAACUUUGGGCACCUGACAAAAGGCGUUCUCCAUAGCAAGUUCUGGAUCGUUGACAGAAAGCAUGUGUUUAUUGGAAGUGCUAAUAUGGACUGGAGAGCUCUAACACAGGUGAAGGAACUGGGGGUGGUGGUCUACAACUGCUCUAGUCUUGCAAAGGACCUCCAUAAAAUCUUCCUGUCCUACUGGGAGAUGGGACACCCCAACAGUUCCCUGCCACAGCCCUGGCCUGCAAAGUUUGACACUACCAUCAAUAAACAUCACCCCCUGCUGGUGAAAGCAGACAACACCUCCAGCAGUUUGUAUCUUGCUGGUUCCCCACCAUCUUUCUGCCCUCCAUCAAGGACUCAAGACCUGGAGGCGAUUCUUUCCAGCAUCUCAGAGGCUGAGCAUUUUGUGGAUGUAGCCGUAAUGGAGUACUCGCCCACAACAUGCUUUGACAAACCACAGAGAUACUGGCCUUUCAUUGAUGAUGCCAUAAGGACGGCUGCAUUCGAGAAGAUGGUCAAGAUCAGGAUGUUAAUCAGCUGUGGGCGAGACUCAGAUCCAGCCAUGCUUCCUUUUCUUCUGUCUUUGGCCUCAAUCGCUUCUCCUCAUCAUAAUAUCGACAUCCAAAUAAAACUCUACAUCAUCCCUGUGGGAAAUCAGUCCAAUAUUCCAUUUUCCAGAGUCAACCAUAAUAAAUAUAUGGUUACUGAUAAAGUAGCCUACAUUGGUACCUCCAACUGGUCAGGGGACUACUUUCUGACCACAGCUGGUGUGAGUCUGGUGGUUUCCCAGCACACUUCUCACCCUGCUUGGGGGACUAAGACCCUGCAUAGUCAGUUGAAGGAGGUCUUUGACAGAGACUGGACGUCAGAGUUCGCUGUGAAUCUGGCUAACCUCGGACACAACCCAGACUGUGCACUAUCAAGAUGACUGAAGCUUUAAUAAAAGAGUUAGAAAUAAAUCUGUUUUAUUAUCAAAACUGCAUUUCAAACAUAUCUGUGUCUAAUAAUAUAUUUUUUACAAUAAGUAAUAAAUGCUAUUUUCUUAAUUAA